CCCCGGAAUGAAGUGCCCGAGUCGUCCGGUGGUCCAGAAAUGUCCAAAAUUAAGCAGCGAUCGCUGCUGAGCCGGUGCGAAAUAGUGGUCUAUUUUGGCGUCUACAUUGCCUAUAUAGCGAUUGGCCUAAGCAAGAUCUAUGGCCUGCGGGAUCAGAUAGCUGCAAAGGCCAAGUACCAGUUCCCCAAGGGCUGGAGCCUCUAUCCCAUCGCCGAGCGCCGGCGUGAUGACAGCAACGACGAACUAGAGAACUUUGGAGACUUCAUAGCCAAAUUCUGGCCAUUCUACCUACUCCAUGCCGUCGUUCAGGGAGUUAUACGUUGGAAGUGGCCCCGGUUUCAGUGUCAGGGCUUCGCCGUGGUGUCUGCCUUGGCCCUGGGCUUUAACAUCGACUGGACAUCGGGUUUGGUUCUAGCUCUGCUGAUUGGUAGCUACUACCUGGUGUCCCUGGCCAGCUCCAAGCUCACAGUGUGGCUCUUGUCCGUAGGCUGGAUACUGUGCAUUAACUUAAUGCAGAAGAAUGCCUGGUGGACAGAUCGUGUGGGCUACUCGGAGUACGUCCUGGUCAUAAUCACCAUGUCGUGGAGCCUGCUGCGAGGCUGCAGCUAUGCACUCACCAAGAUAGCAGCUCAGAAGGAUCACCAGGAGCGCUACAGCCUCAUCCAGUACCUGGGCUAUGCCUUGUACUUUCCCUGUCUGACCUAUGGACCCAUUAUCAGCUACCAAAGAUUCUCCCACAGGCAAAGGAAUGACCAGCAGGACUGGCUGGGCUUUGCUGGCGGGGUGCUGCGAAGUGCGUUCUGGUGGCUGGUGAUGCAGUGCGCCCUCCACUACUUCUAUAUACACUACAUGUCGCGGGACGUGCACAUGGUGGAGCUGAUGGACUCGGUGUUCUGGCAACACUCCGCCGGCUACUUCAUGGGCCAGUUCUUCUUUCUGUACUAUGUGAUCACCUACGGCUUGGGGAUUGCCUUUGCCCGGCAGGAUGGGAUUCCGGCUCCGAAGAGACCACGCUGCAUAGGCCGCAUCCACUUCUACUCGGACAUGUGGAAGUACUUCGAUGAGGGACUCUACGAAUUCCUUUUCCAGCACAUCUACGCCGAGCUGUGCACCCGGCGUUCCUCGCCAGCGGCCAAGCUGGGAGCCACCGCCUUGACCUUUGCCUUUGUGUUCGUGUGGCAUGGUUGCUACACCUACGUGCUCAUCUGGAGUAUACUUAACUUCCUCUGCCUGGCUGCGGAGAAGCUCUUUAAGGCGCUGAUAUCCAUGCCGGGGUAUCAGCGUUGGACACAGCGGUAUCUGGGUGAAGUGGGCUCCCAGAGGCUCUAUGCCCUUUUGGCCACCCAACUUUUUAUACCCGCCGCCUUCUCCAAUGUCUACUUUAUUGGCGGACAGGAGAUUGGUGACUUUUUGAUGCGCGGGGCUUACCUCAGCGGCUUGGGUAAUUAUAUGGCCUUGUGCUUCUGCAGCUACUGUUUUUUCCAAUGCUCCGAGCUGCUCCUGGCCAAGUAGGAGCAGACAAAAACCGACUGACCUCGCCACAAAGUCUGCCUAGGAUUAAUGAACAAAACAGUGACUUAUUUUUACAAAAACCUUUUGUAUUAUCAAUGGCUUUAUAGCAAAUGUAUUACUUAUUUUUGUAAUUUCAUUAUGAAUUAAAUAUAUUUUCGUGUCUAA
Messenger RNA from Drosophila kikkawai, 1677 nucleotides. It is a transcript of the gene rasp, whose product is annotated as protein-cysteine N-palmitoyltransferase Rasp. NCBI's taxonomy places the organism in Eukaryota, Metazoa, Arthropoda, Insecta, Diptera, Drosophilidae. Gene Ontology annotation, cellular component: endoplasmic reticulum. The record is from RefSeq and is a predicted model, not a curated record. Gene Ontology annotation, biological process: protein palmitoylation. Gene Ontology annotation, molecular function: palmitoyltransferase activity.